ACCUGAGCCCCGGCCGCCCGGCGGGGGGCGCGUGCCGGCCGCAGGUGAGUGCAGGCGCCCCAUCUCUGGCCGCCGGCACACCAUGGAGCUCUCCCCGUCGUCUGCGGGGGCCGCCGACGCGCUGUCCUGGCCGGACAUGUACUCCGGGUUGGACUCGGACUCGCCCCUGCCCCCCGACGAGUUGGAUUCGGGCGUCCCCCUGAGCAGCGCCGUGGCUGGGGGCAUGCUGGAUCGGAUCCUGCUGGAGUCCGUGUGCCAGCAGCAGAGCUGGGUCCGGGUGUAUGAUGUGAAAGGGCCACCCACUCACCGUCUGUCAUGUGGCCAGUCACCCUACACUGAAACAACAACAUGGGAGCGGAAGUAUUGCAUACUAACAGAUAGCCAGUUGGUGUUGCUCAACAAAGAGAAGGAGAUCCCUGUGGAGGGGGGACAGGAGCAACAGAGUGAUUCCACCAAAGGGAGAUGCCUGAGGAGAACUGUGAGUGUCCCUUCUGAGGGUCAGUUUCCUGAAUACCCACCAGAUGGCGCAGCCAAACUGGAGGUGCCAGCAGAAAGGUCCCCAAGAAGACGGAGCAUCUCAGGGACCAGCACAUCAGAGAAACCCAACUCCAUGGAUGCUGCAAAUACUUCACCAUUCAAAGUACCAGGAUUCUUCAGCAAGCGCUUGAAAGGCUCCAUAAAGAGGACCAAAAGUCAAUCAAAACUUGACAGGAACACAAGUUUCCGGCUCCCAUCACUUCGCAACACAGAUGACAGGUCUCGUGGAUUACCCAAGCUAAAAGAGUCUCGUUCCCAUGAAUCUUUGCUCAGCCCAUGUAGUGCUGUAGAAUGUCUGGACCUUGGCAGAGGAGAACCAGUAUCAGUAAAACCACUGCAUAGCAGCAUACUUGGACAAGACUUCUGCUUUGAGGUAACCUACUUGAGUGGAAGUAAAUGUUUCAGCUGUAAUUCAGCUUCAGAGAGAGACAAGUGGAUGGAAAAUCUACGCCGAACAGUACAACCCAAUAAGGAUAAUUGUAGAAGGGCUGAGAAUGUUUUACGGUUGUGGAUUAUUGAAGCCAAGGACCUGGCCCCCAAGAAGAAGUAUUUUUGUGAGCUGUGCCUUGAUGAUACCCUUUUUGCUCGUACAACUAGCAAGACCAAAGCAGACAAUAUUUUCUGGGGUGAACAUUUUGAAUUUUACAGCCUUCCCCCUCUCCAUAGCAUCACAGUUCACAUUUAUAAGGACAUGGAAAAAAAGAAGAAAAAGGACAAGAAUAACUAUGUAGGACUUGUCAACAUUCCCACAGCUAGUGUGACUGGCCGCCAGUUUGUGGAGAAAUGGUACCCCGUGAGCACGCCCACACCCAACAAAGGGAAGACGGGAGGCCCGUCUAUUCGGAUUAAGUCGCGUUUCCAGACCAUCACCAUUCUGCCUAUGGAGCAGUACAAAGAAUUUGCCGAAUUUGUCACCAGCAACUACACCAUGCUGUGCUCUGUCUUAGAGCCUGUGAUUAGUGUGCGGAACAAAGAAGAGCUGGCUUGUGCCUUAGUGCACAUUCUUCAGAGCACUGGCAGGGCCAGGGAUUUUCUGACAGACCUGGUGAUGUCUGAGGUAGAUCGUUGUGGAGAGCACGAUGUAUUGAUCUUCAGGGAGAACACAAUCGCCACCAAAUCCAUUGAAGAGUAUCUGAAGCUAGUAGGACAGCAGUAUCUCCAUGAUGCGCUUGGGGAGUUCAUCAAGGCUCUGUAUGAGUCAGAUGAGAAUUGUGAAGUAGAUCCCAGCAAAUGUUCAUCCAGUGAAUUGUUUGACCACCAAAGCAACCUGAAAAUGUGCUGUGAGCUGGCUUUUUGCAAAAUCAUCAACUCUUACUGCGUUUUCCCCCGUGAAUUGAAAGAAGUGUUUGCAUCUUGGAAGCAACAGUGCCUGAACAGAGGCAAGCAAGAUAUCAGUGAGCGUCUGAUCAGUGCCUCGCUGUUCCUCCGUUUCUUGUGCCCGGCUAUUAUGUCCCCCAGCCUUUUCAGCCUUAUGCAGGAAUAUCCUGAUGACCGGACAUCUAGGACUUUGACACUCAUUGCCAAGGUUAUUCAGAACCUUGCAAAUUUUGCCAAGUUUGGUAACAAAGAGGAAUACAUGGCUUUCAUGAAUGAUUUCUUAGAACAUGAGUGGAGUGGAAUGAAGCGCUUUCUUCUGGAAAUUUCUAACCCAGACACCAUCUCAAAUACCCCUGGCUUUGAUGGCUACAUUGAUCUGGGCAGAGAGCUUUCUGUUUUGCAUUCCUUAUUAUGGGAAGUUGUUUCCCAACUUGAUAAGGGUGAAAAUUCCUUCCUACAGGCUACGGUGGCAAAAUUGGGACCACUCCCUCGUGUUCUUGCUGAUAUUACCAAGUCUCUCACUAAUCCUACACCAAUACAGCAGCAAUUGAGACGUUUCACUGAACAUAACUCCAGCCCAAAUGUCAGUGGCAGUCUCUCCUCAGGGCUGCAGAAGAUAUUUGAGGACCCCACUGACAGUGAUUUGCACAAGUUAAAAUCUCCAACCCAGGAAAACACAGAUAGCUAUUUUAGAGGUAAAACAUUACUGUUGGUUCAGCAGGCAUCCUCCCAAAGCAUGACUUAUUCAGAAAAAGAUGAAAAGGAAAAUGGACUUCCUAAUGGAAGGAGCAUUUCACUUAUGGAUCUUCAGGACCCCCAUGCUGCUCAAAUGGACCAUACAUCCAUCAUGUUGGAUGUGCCCAUGCGGUUGACCGGCAGCCAGCUUUCCAUCACUCAAGUGGCUAGUAUCAAACAACUCCGAGAGACACAGAGUACCCCACAGAGUGCCCCCCAAGUGAGGAGACCUUUGCAUCCUGCCUUGAGCCAGCCAGGCAGCCUCCAACCCUUGUCCUUCCAAAACCCAGUGUAUCACCUCAACAACCCCACCCCAUCCAUGCCAAAGGCCUCUGUGGAUUCCAGUUUGGAGAACUUAAGCACUGCCAGCUCCAGAAGCCAAAGUAAUAGUGAAGAUUUCAAACUCAGUGGACCCAGCAACAGCAGCCUGGAAGACUUUGCCAAACGCAGUACCCAGAGUGAAGACUUUUCUAGGCGGCACACAGGGCCUGAUAGACACAUACCUCUUGCCCUUCCACGGCAAAAUAGUACUGGGCAAGCACAGAUCCGCAAAAUGGACCAGAUCGGGCUGGGCGCCCGAGCCAAAGCCCCUCACUCCCUGCCCCACAGCGCUUCCUUACGGAGCACGGGAAGCAUGUCAGUAGCUUCGGCAGCCUUAGUGGCUGAACCUGUGCAGAAUGGAAGCAGGUCCCGGCAGCAGUCCUCCUCCUCCAGAGAAAGUCCUGUCCCCAAAGUGAGAGCAAUCCAGCGGCAGCAAACACAGCCGGUUCAGUCACCUGUAGAUUCUGCCACAAUGUCUCCAGUGGAGAGAACAGCAGCCUGGGUUCUAAAUAAUGGGCAGUAUGAAGAAGACGAAGAUGACACUGAGCAAAAUCAAGAUGAUGUCAAACAUGCAGAGAAGUAUGAGCAGGAAAUCGCCAAGUUGAAAGAGCGCCUGAAAGUGUCGAGCCGGAGGCUGGAGGAAUAUGAGCGGCGGCUCCUGGUUCAGGAACAGCAAAUGCAGAAGCUGCUGAUGGAGUACAAAGCCAGGCUGGAGGACAGCGAGGAACGUCUCCGCAGGCAGCAGGAAGAGAAGGAGAGCCAGAUGAAGAGCAUCAUUAGCAGGCUAAUGGCUGUAGAAGAGGAGUUGAAGAAAGAUCAUGCUGAGAUGCAGGCAGUUAUUGAUGCAAAGCAGAAAAUAAUUGAUGCACAGGAAAAGCGGAUCGUGUCCCUGGAUUCAGCCAAUACACGGCUGAUGAGUGCCCUAACCCAGGUGAAGGAACGCUACAGCAUGCAGGUCCGCAAUGGCAUCUCUCCCACCAACCCCACCAAGCUUUCCAUCACGGAGAAUGGUGAAUUCAAAAACAGCAGCUGCUAACCAGCCCUCCUGAAGAGACAGUGGAGAAUGAAAAAAAAAUUUGUAUUGGAAAAUACAACCUAUCCCCUUAUCCCCAGCCCUUCAUCCUGCCCUCCAGGUUUACAGAAUGCUGCUAAAUUGGAAUGGCAACAUAAAGGAACUAUUGAGUGGUGAAAGAAACCAUCUCCUUCAGGGCAUAAGACUAAGACUAUAGAGUUAAUGCUCUUUUCCCAUAUUUCUUUGUACAUAAGGAAUUCAAUUCUGGGCCAUGUACAGAAAAUGCCACUGUAAUAUACCCAAAGGAAGUUAAUAAUGUAGAUUACCUUUUUAAUUAUUGCUAUUUUUAUUAUUGUUGUUUUUCUCUUGUUAAAAGCACUGCAGUUAGUAGAGAAGGAAAAAUAGGAACUAUAUGUGAGUGAGGAAAUGAGUUUAUGGGUUUAAUAGAAAGAAACUAUUUCUGACUGAUAUAAGCCCUUGAAGUGCAACAACAGAUUGGCAGAAUUAACUUUUCAAAGGAUUAUUCUGCUAGUCUGAAAACCAUUUUUGAUCCCUUGAUUCUUUAUAAACAAACAAACAAAAAAAAAAAAAAAACACAGCAAGAUCCAAUCAAAAGAAUUCUAUACCAUUGGUUAGCUAAGAUUGGAUCUGAUCAAAGAGCCUUUGGCAUCCACUAUUGCAAGGACAGAGGCCAAAAGUUACUGUAGCAUCAUUGAACUUUGGGGAUAAUGUCUAGAUUCCUGUUAGUUAAUGUAUUUCCUUCUCUUUAUGACAGAUUUUCUCUUUAGUAGACAAAAGAGAAUAUCCAGUUUUAAAUAGGGGAUUUUUUUCACCCCAGUUGUAAUAAAAGGUAUUUUUUUCCUUUUUAGAGUUUACAGAACUGUAAAUAUUUGUCUCUAAAUACCAUCCUGCAUCUUUGUACACUUCAAUGUCCUCUUCUCACCCAUAAUGGGAGCAAUCAUACCAAAAAGGAUUUAUUCUCUAUUAUCAAAAGUCAUCCCAAUCUCUUAUCCACAUUCCAUCUGGGAAAAAAAACAAGCAGAUUUAUUGUUUCUGCCCUCCUUCCUCUUCCCCCAAAAAGGGCUAACUAAACAACAUUAAGACCCUAUAUAAUUUCUGGUUUUCAGAUCUAUCAUAAAUGUUUUUCUGCUUUUAAAAAUCACUAUGUUCAUUUAGAUUUAGUUUCUUAUCUAUCAAAGUGACAAAUUGGUUUUAUCUAGAUUACUUCGUCUUCCUCACAUUACCCCCAGUCAAAUUUGGAACUGAGUCCAAAUCAGAAUUCCCACACUUAGUAAAAUGAAGUCUGCUCUCCUCCCAAAAGGAAACUGAAUCAGGAGAUUGGGGGGUGAUAAGCUGUUUGUACACAAAAGUCUUCAUCUUCAGAGGAGUAGUUAAAUCUCUCAUAAUAACAGAAUUUGCUAUGGAGACCCAUUCUCAACAUUUUUCAGCCAUGGCUUUCCUACCGGAAAUAGUCUGUUACAAUCACAUGAACUAUUUAUUUCCUUUGUUCAGGAGCUGUGAAAAGUUAUCUUGGGUGAAUCUUUCAUUAACAAAAGUACAGAAUUUUACACAUUAAAGAGUUAUCAUACAUAUAUAGUUGCACAAGUAUACAUAUAACUAUGCACAAAUAGGAAACAGUCAAACCUUCUAUACCGUCAAAUACAGUAAGGUCAAAGUGUCUUUGCUAUCUUUAGCCAGGUCUUAGCAGUAAUUUUGGUUAUGGGAGAGAAAUGUCUAAUAUAAGUAACAAUAAUGUUUGAUUUAAAAUAUAAUUUUUUAAAAAAAUAACAAACUUAAAAGACCAACCACGUGCCUGAAGUAAGCAUCCAUGGAUGGUGGUAGUAGCUUUUUCUUCAGCAUCAGAAUAAACAAGGGGAGAAAAGGAAGUCAUUUAUGAUACAACCUUGGUUGAUAGACCAGCCUAGUCACAUUUACCUCCCAACCUCACGUUCUUUUUCUCUUCAGCUUUGUUCUCUAUCAGGUCAGUAUUUUGCAACCCUCUGAACUUUCUUAUAUCUGUGCUUCUGAGUGAUCUUUCCCCCUUCCUUAUACUCCUUUCUCCAGCUCCUAAUGCCACAGAACAGAUCUGAAGUAGGAGCUUCUCUCUAUAUUGGCUUGCCCACAACCCCCAUAUUUUAAGUUUGAGAAACCCAUGUAUUCCCAGAUGUUACUUCAUCCUCUUUUUUAUUUAUGUCCCCUUAGAAUAUAUUUCUUAUGUCUUUCUCCUUCAUAUUGAAAGUACUGACCUGAUUCUGGUAGUUUUGUUUGAGAAGCUUCAAAAGUACUACUUUUUUUUUUAAAUGCCCAAUUUUGUGUGAAUUCAAAAUACCAAUACCUUAUCCUCCUUACAUAGCUAUUCUCAUCUCUAGCAAAAUUAAUUCUAUGCGCAGCUGUAUACCAUAGAAAACUUGGUAAAUGGAUUGUCAGUUUUAAUGGUUUUAAGUAUGUUCUGUGGGUGAUCUCUAGAACUGAGAUUCAGAAACUAGUGUGUCCGACUAUAGAUGAUGUCGUGAAGGCUUGUAAGUUUACCUAUAUUGGAUAUAAGCUUUUGGGUGAGUGCUGUUUACGUAAGGUGAUGGAUCAGACUAGAUGUCAAGUGUUAGCUUUAUGUUAUUCCACUGAAAGUUUUGAUGUGAUCAAAUCCUGUGAUUAAAUAUCUAAACCUCAUGGGAAUAUAUUAGCCCUUUGCAUAAGAAACACUUAGUAUGUGGAAGGAGAAAAGGAGAGAAACAGUACAGAUGUUUUGGGGUCCAAGUUAGCAGGAUUAUAAGUAAAUUAAGUAACUAUUGUUUUCAAAGAUGUUGACAAUAUUAUAUUUAAAUUUAGUUUUAUCCAUUUAAAAAAUUUAGAUUAUUUAAAUAAAUUUAAAUUAUUUAAAUUAUCCAUUUAUAACCUUUUCAGCCAAAUCUUUUAUUCUGAGUAUUUCUAUCAAGUUUACUACCCAUUCAACAUUUGAUCAGUAGGCUCAAAAGAAAAGAGCUACAGGAAGGUAACAAUAUCUGCUCUUUUGAUUGUUAUUUAAUAUUUGAGUUUUCCAUUUCCAACUCUGUUAGAUAAUAUGAUAGAGAACACCAACAUAAAGGUAAGUGGCCCUGCUUCAGUGCAUUGAUGAGCCCAAAUAGGAUCCAUACAAUAACCUUUUUUCCUUCUACAAGGGAGACUUUUGUGGUGGAGCUAAUUGGUAAAUUCCAUUAAAUGCCAUGCUCCUUGCUCCUCCUGACUUACCUGUUGUUAGGUAUAAAAUAGUCUUUGUUUGAAUAGGAUGUGGAAUUCUGCAAAGUGCCUAUGUAGGUGAUCCCAAGUUAUGGGCAGUAGUAAAGACAUUUGAAUGAAUGUUGCUAUGAUUCAGGAAAAGAGCUUCAUGUUUCAUAUUCCUAUCUCAGGAAUGAUCAAGCCUGUUAGGUCUGGUCUCCAAAUGAGUUAAAAUUCCAUCAACUCAUAAUGUUCCCUGAGUCUUAGCAAUAAAAAUUGUGAGGGGAAAUUGUGACUAGGGGCCAGUUUCUUGCAGCAAAUUAAAUGUAGCAUAGAGUUUUUUUCUGUAGCAUUAGGUCUGUUUGCUUAGGUACUCUAGGCAGUCCAGAUAAACUUUCUGUUGAGUUUUUUAUUCCUUUUACUGAUAGUGGAUUGUCCUGCCUCUCUUGAAAGGAAGAAGUAUCUUGGACUGCUGUCUAAAUUAAUUAUAUGCUCUUGAAUACAAUCUUAACUCUAGAAGUAAAGGUUUUCAAAUUUGUGACUACCUCUCUCUAGUCUUUUCAUUAAAUCCCACUGCCCUUGUCACUCUGUCAUUUCCUUGAGCUUAAUCAGAGUUUCAGGAAGCUGCUGCAGGGGAAGAUCAGCAUCAUUUGGCUCAAUUUCUACCCCAAUCUACAUUGAGAUUAUCUUCUGGCCUUGGCCCUUUAGAGGCCAAUCCUUCUACCAAUUUAGGGAAUUAGAUUAUUCUAAGAGCCCACCAUCAAACCCAUCAGGCAUAUACCAGAAUAGACCUAGACACACCAGUAUGAACCGUGAACCUGAACCCUCUCACUAGCUCAGACCUUCUGUCCCAGAACCCAUGCCACAGUCUAAAUAAUUCUUAUUCUCUGCACUUUUGGAAGUACUUUGUGUGGGCAUAGUUUUUGAAGAGAAUGUAUGGACAGCAACUUGCCACAAUUAUAAGAAAUUUCUCUUCAACCUAUUCCCAUUUUAUCAUCCCUCUCUCCAAACACUCAUACAUUGAGAACCAAUCAUUUAAUUUUCAAAAUGUCAUUUUCAGAACAAUGGCAAGUAUCUAUUUUAAUGAUUCUUUUUUUUAAAAGAGAGUUUUGAAAUUUCAAACAGAAGUAAAUUUGUUAUUUUGAAUUAUUGUCCUUUGUUGCUAAAAGCAUUCUCCUGUUAUUAGUACCCAGCUGAGAAUGCUGCACUCUUGAUUUUAGGAAGGACCAAAGCAAUGAAAUUUACAUGAGAUGAAAUAAAUAUCUCAUGAAGAGAGAAAGAACCAGAGAAGGAUGCAUGAUCUACAUGCAGCCUCAUGCAUAUUAGCCUUCUCUACAAUCCAAAGAACUCACAGUUUUAAAGAAGGCUAAAAAGGUUUAUAUUUCCCCACCAUGUAUAAAAUGUCUUGCUAGUAGUAUGACAUGAUGAUUUCAACAAAGAACAAACAUGGUUUCCUAAGACCUUUCUCUAUUUUUAGAAUAUCUACUUCAUUCUGUAAAAAUGAUUAUCACUGUUGAAUCACAUUGCCCUAACAUCAUUUCAUCAUUAUAUGCCUCCCUCCUAAAAAUGGCAAUGACAUAUUCUGACAUGCCCCAUUUACCCCCAUCUUAUUUUUAGAAAUAAGGCUUUUCAGAUUUGCCUCUACCUCUCUCCUAUACAUGCCCAUUUCUCUUUCAAUGUGAGAAUAUCAUAAGAUCUCUUGAAAGAAUAAGAGGAUGAUAACAUGGGAGAUCUUCCUUCAGAGCAGAGAAUCAUCCUGGGCCAGAUCUAAAGAAGCCUACCUAGCUAGUUAUUUCCUUACUAUUGGACCAAGAUAAUUUAGAAAUGGUCAGUGAGCCAUCCCAACAAAGGUUAUACAUCGUCAUGCAGUAGGCAAACCAAAGACAAAAGGGGAUGUAUUUAAAAGGCCUUGUUGAUGUUCUAGGACCAGCUCCUUACACUAUUAUUAAACUUAAACUUCUUUAUGGGUUUAAGACCCCAUUAUGGGAUCUUUCAACUGAAUGUGGGAGUUGCAAAAUUACUGAUUCAUUAUUGGCAUAUUUGAUUUGUACACCUGUUUUAUAUACCUGUAUACUUAGGGCCGCGUUUCUAGGGUGAAAAGGGAUUGUGAGUGGAAAAAGUUUAAGAAGCCCUGUUCUAGGACAUAUUUUAAUCCCAUACUCAUUUUGUUUUUCCCACUUCAACUUACCCAUUUGCCUCUUGGAAAUAUCUCUGAUUUAGAUCUUCAAACAGGUUAUUUUGUCAAGUAGUGGGAGGAUAUGGUCAUUAAAAUCUAGGCCUGUCAAGGUUACCAUAAUGUUUAUAUAUUUGUAAAAUCAGAAAAGAUAAUGUUUAUAUGUGUCAUUUCUAAAUUCCCAGGGGGGAGGGGGAAUACUCAAGUCAUCUCUUCCGUAACAGGUUGAAUACAAGUUACUCAUUUGAUAGCCACUCUUUGCAAAUAAGUUAAAACUAAUAAUGAAGGUGACAUUUUUGACUGGUGCUUAGAUAUUUCCUCUUAUUUUAACUAGCUCUCAGAAACAACAGCACAUCAACCUGCGUCACUCCCAUGAGGAAAUUACCUUUUAAAAAUAGAUUUUUUUUUUCAUCUCCAGGGCCUUAAUAAGCAUGUGUUACUACACAGGGCUAUUUUACAAUGAUCAAGCUAAAUAAUUUAUUUUUUAUUUCAUGAAAGAGAAAUACACCUUAGAAAAACAAAACCCAAGAUUUUAUUUUAUUUUUAAAGCCAUAUUUUUGUGCUAGUAGCACAUGGAUUGUUCCAUAUGUGAGAUCCAUAUCUGCAUUUCAUUACCUGGGUUUAUUCUAAAGAAGAUUUAUUUUUGUUCUGUGAAUAAUUUUUGACGGUUCUUGUACAUGUACAGAUAUAGAUACAUUUGAGGUCUUUUAUUGAUAUUCCUACAAAGAAUACAAAUAAACUUUAACUUUAAACA
Antechinus flavipes (yellow-footed antechinus) is the source of this 10041-nucleotide messenger RNA. RefSeq names its product RAS protein activator like 2 (gene RASAL2). Lineage: Eukaryota; Metazoa; Chordata; Mammalia; Dasyuromorphia; Dasyuridae. The coding region runs from base 83 to 3946 and encodes 1287 amino acids. The transcript has 18 exons. Gene Ontology annotation, biological process: regulation of GTPase activity. The record is from RefSeq and is a predicted model, not a curated record.